Messenger RNA from Lacerta agilis (Sand lizard), 3332 nucleotides. It is a transcript of the gene TBCK, whose product is annotated as TBC1 domain containing kinase. The record is from RefSeq and is a predicted model, not a curated record. Bases 145 to 2826 code for a protein of 893 amino acids. Gene Ontology annotation, molecular function: protein kinase activity; ATP binding. The transcript has 26 exons. Gene Ontology annotation, biological process: protein phosphorylation. Lineage: Eukaryota; Metazoa; Chordata; Lepidosauria; Squamata; Lacertidae.
CUGGACUGCAAGUCUCACUAUCCCUGACCAUUGGCUGUGCUCGCUGUGGCUAUUGGGAUUUGCAUUCCAACAUCAUCUGGAGGACCUCAAGUUGAGGAAGGGGAACGCUACUUACAAGGAGGGGUAUCUCACGGAACUCCUAAGAUGUUUCCCUUAAAGGAUGCUGAGUUGGGAGCCUUUACCUUCUUUGCUUCUGCUCUUCCCAAUGAUGUUUGUGGAAGCAACGGCCUGCCCUUGACACCAAACUCCAUAAAGAUCCUGGGACGCUUUCAGAUUCUUAAGACAAUUACGCAUCCUAGGCUCUGCCAGUAUGUGGACAUUUCCCGUGGAAAGCAUGAGAGGCUAGUGGUUGUUGCGGAACACUGUGGAAAGAGUCUGGAAGAUUUGCUUCGAGACAGGAAACCAGUGAGCCCUUUUAGGAUUUCAUGUAUCGCCUAUGAAGUGCUACAGGGCUUGCAGUAUAUGAACAAGCAUGGAAUAGUCCACCGUGCACUUUCACCUCACAACAUCCUCAUGGAUCAAGAGGGUCAUGCUAAACUGGCUAAAUUCGGCCUUUACUACAUGACAGCUUAUGGUGCCGAUGUUGAUUUUCCUAUAGGGUAUCCAUCAUACCUGGCACCGGAGGUAAUUGCACAGGGAAUUAUCAAAAACAGUGAUCAUAUGCAAAGUGAAAAGCAUCUCCCUUCGGGCCCCAAGUCAGACGUGUGGUCCCUUGGUGUUAUAUUAUUUGAGCUUUGUGUGGGCAGAAAGCUGUUCCAGAGUUUGGAUAUAGCCGAAAGACUAAAACUUAUACUUAAUCUUGGAUGUGUAGAUGAUAUCAUAACAGUCCUAGCUGAAGAACAUGGUUGUCUUGACAUCAUUAAGGAACUUCCUGAAAAUACUUUAACGCUACUGAAGAAGUGCCUUACAUUCCACCCUUCUAAGCGACUUAUUCCUGACAGGUUACUGAAUGACCCUGUAUUGAGUGAAAUCUCAUCUUUAUACCCAGCCUUCCACAAACCUUCCAGCCUUUUCUCACCCACUUUAAGAUGUGCUAACUUAACUCUUCCUGAGGAUAUUAGCCAGCUGUUUAAAGAGGAAAACUCUGAUUACCUAGCAGAAAGGUCGAUAGAAGAAGUUUAUUAUCUCUGGUGCUUGGCUGGAGGAGACUUGGAGAAAGAGCUUGUCAACAAGGAAAUCAUUCAUUCGAAACCACCCAUCUGCACUCUUCCCAUUUUUCUGUUUGAGGAUGGGGAGAGCUUUGGACAAGGGCGGGAUAGAAGCUUCCUUUUCGACGACACAACUGUGACUCUCUCCCUCUGCCAGCUCAGAAACAGGCUGAAAGAUGUCAGUGGAGAGGCGUUUUAUCCCUUGCUUGAAGAUGACCAAUCAAAUAUACCCCAUUCAAACAGUAAUAAUGAAUUAUCUGCUGCUGCUAAUCUUCCUCUUAUAAUCCGAGAGCGGGAUACAGAAUACCAGCUAAACAGAAUUGUCCUUUUUGACAGGCUGCUGAAGGCCUAUCCAUACAAAAAAAAUCAAAUUUGGAAAGAAGCCAGAGUCGACAUUCCUCCACUAAUGAGAGGUCUAACGUGGGCUGCCUUACUUGGAGUAGAGGGUGACAUUCAAGCAAAGUAUGAUGCCAUUGACAAGGACACUCCAAUUCCUACAGAUAGACAAAUUGAAGUUGACAUUCCUCGCUGCCAUCAGUAUGAUGAAUUGCUGUCAUCGCCAGAGGGUCACGCAAAAUUUAGACGGGUACUGAAAGCAUGGGUAGUUUCGCAUCCCGGUCUAGUAUAUUGGCAAGGUCUUGACUCCCUUUGUGCGCCGUUCUUAUACUUAAAUUUCAACAAUGAAGCCCUGGCCUAUGCCUGUAUGUCUGCCUUUAUUCCAAAAUACCUGUAUAACUUCUUUCUGAAAGACAAUUCUCAUGUGAUUCAAGAAUACCUGACAGUUUUUUCCCAGAUGAUUGCAUUCCAUGACCCCGAGCUGAGUAACCAUCUCAACGAAAUUGGCUUCAUUCCAGAUCUGUAUGCCAUUCCUUGGUUUCUCACAAUGUUUACACAUGUCUUUCCGUUGCACAAAAUAUUUCAUCUGUGGGAUACAUUACUGCUUGGGAAUUCUUCUUUCCCUUUCUGUAUUGGAGUGGCUAUUCUGCAGCAGCUGAGGGACCGGCUUCUCUCUAAUGGAUUCAACGAAUGCAUUUUGCUGUUUUCUGAUUUGCCAGAAAUUGACAUAGAACGUUGUGUCCGUGAAUCAGUCAAUCUUUUCUGCUGGACCCCUAAGAGUGCCACAUACAGACAAUAUGCACAGCAUCCCAAGCAAGCCGGAGAGGGCAACUGUUCAAGAAGUUUAAUGUCUUCUUUCUCAUCUGACUAUCAGGAUGCUCCCAGGAGUGAUCUGUCCAGGGAUUCUAUCAAGUUGAAUGAUCUGAAAUCAGAAGUAUCACCGAGGAUCUCGGCUGAAGAUUUGAUCGACUUGUGUGAGCUGACAGGACCUGGUCAUUUCAAGACUCCAACAAAGAAAACAAAAUCUAGCAAGCCCAAGCUGCUUAUCGUUGACAUCCGUAACAGCGAGGACUUUAAUCGAGGGCAUAUAUCUGGCAGCAUCAACAUCCCAUUUGGAUCAGCAUUCACUGCUGAAGGAGACCUCAUCCAGUGCCCUGCUACUUCCACUCUUCAGAGCUUUAAAGGGAGAGUUGUUGUGGUUGUAGGUCACGUGGCAAAGAAUACAGCACUGUUUGCAGCUCACCUGGUGAAAAUCAAAUAUCCAAGGGUUUGCAUUUUGGAUGGAGGCAUCAACAAAAUCAAGCCAACUGGUCUGCUGACAGUUCCUUCUCCACAAAUAUGAGUGAGAAGCUUGCAUUUUUUAUCAACAAUACGAGAAGAUUCUUUAUGGGCAUUACAGCACCUGGAUUGCAAUAGCGACACAUAUUUUUUAUGGCUUUCCAUUGUGAUUUUGCAGGAAAUACUGUAGUAUUCUUUCAUUUCACCUUUUUGCUGGAUAAAAAAGUGGAGCUUUACAAUGUACGAUGUCACCCCAAGUCAUCUAAGAUCAUCAUGGCAAUGAACUUCAACUGCUAUUUUUAAAAUCUGCACACAUUCUCUCAAAGUAUUCAUGCAAAAAUAAGUGAAUUGUUUUAAAGUAAAUGUUUCAGCGAGCAAACACUUUAAAUUAAUGGGAUGCAAUCAACUCAUGCAGAUCCGAUAAUGUUAGGCUUUUGCACAUUUCCCUUUCAAAGAGUUCUGUUGUCUUAUUUCUCUUUUCUUGUUUAUUUCUAGUGCUCUUACUUUUUUAAAAGAUACUGGUAUCAAUAAAAAAGCAUGCCUCUACUCUUGGCAACAUUUAAAAAACCA